GUAGAGCGAGUCAUUCAAGUAUCACAGGGGGAAGGAGAGGCGACCGACAACUUCCACACGCUCCCUCCGUCGGCUUCGAACGACUUCUGUUCCGACCGUGCGGCGACGCGGACCCCGCGAAACAUGGCUUCGCUCUCAGCCUGGUUCUGGAACGAGAGGUUCUGGCUGCCGCACAACGUGACCUGGGCGGAUCUGGCGGACCCAGCGCCCGGGGUGGAGUAUCCCAAAGCCGGACACUUGUUAGCAGCGCUGCCGAUCGCUCUGGGGAUCUUCGCCGUCAGGAUACUUUUUGAACGGUUUAUUGCCGGCCCCUGCGCUCGCAUUCUCCACAUUCAGUCCGGCGUUGGAAGAAGAGCUCAGUCUAAUGCAGUGCUGGAGAAAGUGUUUACAUCCAUCACAAAGAACCCAGACUCUCGCCAUCUGGACGGCUUGUCCAAACAGCUGGACUGGGAGGUGCGAAAGGUCCAGCGUUGGUUCAGACAACGCAGGAACCAAGAUAAACCCAGCACGCACACCAAGUUCUGCGAGAGCAUGUGGAGAUUUACAUUUUAUUUCUACAUAUUUAUCUAUGGAAUGUGCUUUCUGUGGCAGUCCCCCUGGCUGUGGGACACGCGGCAUUGCUGGUACGGUUACCCCUAUCAGGUCAUUACUUCGGGCCUUUACCACUACUACAUGACCCAACUGGCUUUCUACUGGUCGCUCAUGUUCUCCCAGUUCAUCGACAUAAAAAGGAAGGACUUUCUCAUCAUGUUCGUCCAUCACCUGGCUGCAGUCGGCCUCCUCAGCUUUUCCUACGCCAACAACAUGGCGCGAGUCGGGAGCCUGGUGCUGUUUGUCCACGAUACGUCCGACUUCCUGCUCGAGGCGGCCAAACUGGCCAACUACGCCAAGUACCAGCGCCUGUGCGACUUCCUCUUCAUUGUGUUCGGUGCCGUGUUCAUCAUCACCCGACUUGUCAUUUUUCCAGUAUGGGUGUUGAAUUCCACUAUGUUUGAGAGCUGGGACAUAGUUGGACCGUUCCCGUCCUGGUGGCUCUUCAACAUCCUGCUGCUGAUUCUCCAGGUGCUGCAUGUCAUCUGGUCCUACCUCAUAGCUCGUAUAGCUAUCAAAGCCCUACUGCGCGGCAAGGUGUGCAAUGACGUCCGCAGUGACAUUGAGAGCAGCUCGGAAGAGGAGACCAACACGCCCACAGAAGGCCUCAAGACUCCUCACUCUCCCAGAGGAGAGAACGGCACUAACGGCCACUGUGCUGCUGCCAAAGGCCAGGCACAAAACCACAGCAGCUGGUGACAUGCAACCUGAACUUGGGAGCCUCCUGCAGUUCUCAUCUGAGAAUCUGAGAACUUUUGUUUGUCUUAUGACAUUCCUCUGUUGUGCAAGGCUCACGCCCAUGUUCACGAUCACAUUUUACACUGACAGUGAGCAUGCACCGAUUUGUAUGUUGGUGAGCUCGUAGUGGCUCUGCAGACACAAAUAUCAGCUUUAAGGAGCCCUGUAAAGACACGUACGACAACUGAACAGCUGAUCUGUAAAUGCUGAAUUACGUGGACAUCGGUUGAAGCAAGUGAUUUGGAUAGCCUUGUUUUUCAAAUGUUGGGAUUUUUUGUGCAGUUUGCCUGUGGACGUUUGUGUUCAUUACCAGUUUUAUUGGUGAGAUGAACUUGACUAUGUGUGUUUCUAAUGGUUAAUUCACACAGGACAGAAAACCAGCAGCAGGUAAUGCACAUGAAAACAAUUAAUGUUAUGACUAUGGUUUUAGUCGCUCUUAAAAUCAAGGCGUCUGCUCUGUGUGUGGCCAGAAGCUCAAAAAGUUGCUGCCUUUUGUGUGUAUUUCCUGUCAUGUCGUUUUGGCUACCUUGUAACUUUUUUGUUCUGUUUUAUUUUUUUAUUUACUUCUGAGACCAAAUGUUUCUGAAGUUGUAUGUCACUGCCCAUAGAAGAAACCAGGUAUGAGGACAAUACUAAUGUCUGAAAAUAUGUUGAGUGCCUUGUAAAAAUGUAUUUCUGAAUAUAUUCUGUUGAAAAAUGUC
Molecule: messenger RNA, 2030 nt
Organism: Betta splendens (Siamese fighting fish)
Lineage: Eukaryota; Metazoa; Chordata; Actinopteri; Anabantiformes; Osphronemidae
Gene: cers5
Product: ceramide synthase 5
Exons: 10
Coding region: 124-1290 (388 amino acids)
Biological process (GO): ceramide biosynthetic process
Cellular component (GO): membrane
Molecular function (GO): sphingosine N-acyltransferase activity; DNA binding
Source: RefSeq, a predicted model, not a curated record